Molecule: messenger RNA, 1533 nt
Organism: Rasamsonia emersonii CBS 393.64
Lineage: Eukaryota; Fungi; Ascomycota; Eurotiomycetes; Eurotiales; Trichocomaceae
Exons: 5
Coding region: 1-1533 (510 amino acids)
Biological process (GO): transmembrane transport
Molecular function (GO): transmembrane transporter activity
Source: RefSeq, a predicted model, not a curated record
AUGCUACGAAUGUGGCGUAGGUCUUCCACCUCAGACUAUGAGACGGAGAAGCUAAGAAAAACUCCCCCGUCGCGUUCCAUUCCGAGAGGCCUCAAAUGGCGGUCUUCGAGACCAUUCAUCGUCGGCGUUAUUUCUUUUGCCAUUUUUACAAUUGUUCCUGUUGCUCCGACGGCUUUGGAGGAGCGGGUAGGGUUGCCAGCAAAGGAUCGCCAACGAUGGACUUCUAUUCUACUGUCUCUUUACGGAGCCUGCCUGUUGGCCGCAUCGCAUAUACGGCUAAUUACCAAAUCAGCAAUCUUCGGAUACCUCGCAGACAAGAUGGACUCCCGAAAAUGGCCGCUGAUAUUUGGCCUCGUCGCGUUGGCAGCGUCGACUUCUCUCCUCUGCGUCGGUACAACCCUGGCCCUUUGGAUCACUGGCCGAAUAUUUCAAGGCAUAUCGGCGGCGAUGGUCUGGACGGUGGGAAUGGCUCUGCUGGUAGAUACCUUCGGAGAUCAUGAGGUAGGAUCGGCAAUGGGUUUUGUCGGAAUGUCCUUCAGCACAGGGAUCAUGUUGGGCCCUCUGCUCGGAGGUAUCAUAUAUCAAAACGCCGGCUACUACGCAGUAUUUGCUGUCACAUUCGCUAUGAUAGGAGUGGAUAUUGUUCUCCGCGUCGUCAUGAUCGAAGCGAAAGACGCACGUAAAUGGCUGGGGGAGUCAGCCUCCGAGUCUACGACUUCUGAUGUUUCUCUCGAUCGUACCCACGAUGUUCUAUUAUCAGACUUAGCGAAAGAGACUCUAGCUCCUCACAGUCAGAGAACAUGUCACCCGAGGAUUCUCGUAUCUCCCCUUCCCCCCAAGCGUCGCCUACCAUCGUCAUUUAUCCUUCUCAAGUCUCCCCGGAUGCUACUCGCCCUUUACGCUUACUUUGUCAUUUCGAUCCUCAUGGACUCGUUCGACAGUGUCCUGCCUAUCUUUGUGCAAGACACGUUCGGCUGGGGGCAGACAGGACAGGGACUCGUUUUUAUUGCUCUCUGUCUACCACAUUUUCUGGAACCUAUCUGGGGGAGAUUUGGGGACCGUCAUCAACAUGCUUGGAGACUUCUCGCCGCCGGUGCCUUCUUUCUUAACGUCCCACUUUUAGUACUUCUUCGCCUGGUUUCAGCCAACACAAUAGGCCUCAAAGUCUUGCUCUGUGUAUUGUUGGCAUUUAUUGGCGUUUCUUUCUCUAUGGCGACUCCAGCCGUCAUGACGGAGGUUUCCCUUGUCAUGAAUGACAUCAAGGCAAAGUCUCCCGACGCCUUUGGAAAGAACGGCGCGGUAGCUCAGGCUUAUGGUUUGAUGAACUGCGCAUUUGCAUUGGGAGAACUGAUUGGGCCAGUCUGGGCGGGGUUUAUACGUGAAGAUCACGGGUGGGGCACCAUGUCAUGGACGCUGGGAUUGCUGAGUGGAGUGACGGCUAUCCCGGUUUCCCUAGGGCUUGGAGGAUGGAUUGGAAAUCUAAGAAAGGUAAAGAGAGAAGGACCCGACACUGGGGACCAGUCUAGUGUUUGA